This is a messenger RNA of Lasiosphaeria miniovina, 1498 nucleotides long. RefSeq names its product Mo25-like protein. The transcript has 4 exons. The record is from RefSeq and is a predicted model, not a curated record. Gene Ontology annotation, molecular function: protein serine/threonine kinase activator activity. Gene Ontology annotation, biological process: intracellular signal transduction. Lineage: Eukaryota; Fungi; Ascomycota; Sordariomycetes; Sordariales; Lasiosphaeriaceae. Bases 165 to 1289 code for a protein of 374 amino acids.
CAUAGGCCCCUUGCCGCGUUGGGAACCUUAGGUACAGUACGCCGACGAUAAUACCCAGCACAUCAACCAUCCGGUCUCGUCCACCUGCCAAACCUCCCUGCUCUGGUCCAGCUUAUUGAGGGGAGACUGGCUACCGACGUUGGCUGCCAGCUUAAACCGCCACAAUGUCCUUCCUUUUUGGAAGAGCCCGCGCAAGGACGAAUACCACAGAGCUGCCCAAGCAGGCAAGGGAACAUAUUUUGAAGCUCGACGGGCCAGGAGGGGCGGCAAAGGCCGACGAACUCGCUAAAACUCUUUCACAAAUUAAACAAAUGCUGCAGGGCACACAUGGCUUGGGCACAGAGUCGGACGCAAGUCCGGAACAGGUACUGCAAUUGGUGACGAGUAUCCUCGACGAAGACCUCCUCUACCUGCUGGCCGCAAAUCUCUACAGACUACCGUUCGAGUCGCGGAAGGACACGCAAGUCAUAUUCUCAUAUGUCUUCCGCUUCCGGCCGCCGACGGCAUCGCCCGGUAGCGACCCCAUGGCUCUCGUCUAUGUCGUCGAAAAGCGGCCGCAGGUGCUGGUGGAGCUCUGCAAGGGAUACAAUUACAAGGAGAGCGCCACGCCCGCGGGGACGGUCUUGCGUGAGGUCCUAAAGAACAAGGACGCGGCGGCCGUGAUUCUAUACGACGACGGCGACGAGGAAGGGUCCAGUCAGGGGGGAGUUGCGGAAAUCGACGAGGAGCGGAGCCAGACGGGGAAUGGCGUCUUCUGGAUGUUUUUCGAGUGGAUCGACAAGAGCUCUUUUGAAGUGGCCGCAGACGCCUUCACGACGUUCAGGGAGCUCCUUACUAAGCACAAGGAGCUGGUUCCCAAGUAUCUGACGUGGAACUUUGAUCUGUUCUUCACCAAGUACAACACGAUCCUGGUGCAGUCCAACAGCUACGUAACGAAGCGGCAGUCGAUCAAGCUGCUGGGGGAGGUGCUGCUAGACCGGUCCAACUACAACGUCAUGACCGAGUACGUGGACCGCGGGGAGCACCUCAAGAUCUGCAUGAACCUGCUACGCGACGAGCGCAAGAUGGUGCAGUACGAGGGCUUCCACGUCUUCAAGGUCUUCGUCGCCAACCCGCACAAGUCGGUCCCCGUCCAGAAGAUCCUGCUCAUGAACCGCGAGAAGCUCCUGCAGUUCCUAUCCCACUUCCUCGAGGACAGGACCGACGACGAGCAGUUCAUAGACGAGCGCGAGUUCCUCAUCAAGCAGAUCAAAACCAUGCCCUCGACCCCGAUGCCGCCACAGCGCUAGCUGCUUGGUCAGUCGUGGUAAGGGGUUGGGGGUUGGUUGGGGGUAAUGAAAUUGAAAAGAGAAGAAAUAAAAAAGGGAGGGAAACUUCUCUAAGCGGGAUAAUCUAUGCAUUGCGCGCGUGAUUGUACCCCGCGCGGGUGCGGCAGGACUGGGUUGAGAAGGAUGAGAAAGAAAGAAAGCACUUCAUCCAUGGGGGUUGGGACUCAAUG